AUGAACCCAGUCACUUUGUAUCCGCUGACGGAGAAAGGCUCCAGGAAACCCAAAUGCGCCAGAUGUCGAAACCAUGGAAUGGUUUCCUGGUUAAAAGGCCACAAACGUCAUUGUAAAUUCAAGGACUGCGCAUGUCAAAAAUGUAACUUGAUUGCCGAACGUCAACGUAUAAUGGCGGCACAGGUCGCACUAAAACGACAACAGGCGGCUGAAGACGCCAUUGCGUUAGGGCUGCGGGCAUGUGCUCAAGACCACAUAAAUCCCGUGAUGACGUCGGGUCCUUUGUGGGGCCCUGGCACAGUGUCCCCACCCCAAGGUGAAACGGAAGGAAGGGGUGAUGAUGAAGAUUCAAUCGAAAACACUCCGAAGAUUACCGAGGACAGCAGCGAAGAUGACCGAGUGGAAGCAUCAUCACCCGAAUCCAUCAACGACGUUACGGAAACACCCGAACGACCUAAACCUUACUCUCCUUAUACAUCACUUGCACGGGCACGUGACCUACCUCCUCCGACCCCGUUCCUUCCGGGUCACCUAAAUAACCUUGAGAUUUUGGAACGUGUAUUUCCCUUUCAACGGAAGUCUGUGUUGGAGCUCGUCCUUCAAGGCUGUAACGGUGAUCUCGUGAAAGCAAUAGAACAAUUUUUGUCAACGCAAGACACUUUAAUAAAUCAGCAGACGACACCUCGUCUGAAACAGGAUUUCCGGUCUCAUCCUUAUUUUGGACAAUUACCCCUUCACACCAUAAAGUCACUCAACGCUAAACUGCCCAGUGGUAGCAGCAUGCGAUCGGCAUUCACCCCGUUUUCAAACCCCGCACCUAUGGCCCAUACGGGUCUCCACUCAGCUUUUACGUCACAUGUUAACACAAUGUCAUGUGAUGCACUCAGAGCACAAAUGUUUCCUACAGGCAUGCGUUCCGGUGAUGUACUUCCGCCUUCUUCCCAAUUUCCUUAUCCUAGUUUUUCGCACUUGACUUCCGGUCCCCUGCCAGGUUUUAUGAGUAGCCCUUUCUCGUUGUAUCCAUACAGAACUGGCGUCACAGAUAUCAACUGUUUUAGGAAAACAGCUGAAAAGGCAUCCGAGCGAGCAGCUCUACAAGAAAGUAAUCAAAACGUGGAGAACUGGGAUGAAAGUGCGAAAGAACGUGACGUCGAAUAA
Molecule: messenger RNA, 1158 nt
Organism: Ylistrum balloti
Lineage: Eukaryota; Metazoa; Mollusca; Bivalvia; Pectinida; Pectinidae
Product: doublesex- and mab-3-related transcription factor A2-like
Exons: 2
Coding region: 1-1158 (385 amino acids)
Biological process (GO): regulation of transcription by RNA polymerase II; sex differentiation
Cellular component (GO): nucleus
Molecular function (GO): RNA polymerase II cis-regulatory region sequence-specific DNA binding; protein binding; DNA-binding transcription factor activity, RNA polymerase II-specific
Source: RefSeq, a predicted model, not a curated record